Molecule: messenger RNA, 1440 nt
Organism: Suillus subaureus
Lineage: Eukaryota; Fungi; Basidiomycota; Agaricomycetes; Boletales; Suillaceae
Exons: 3
Coding region: 1-1284 (427 amino acids)
Source: RefSeq, a predicted model, not a curated record
AUGUUGGUUUGCCGAUAUUGGAGGGAUGUCGCCAUCGACACCCCAGAGCUGUGGGCGGAUAUCUGCGUGAGUCCGCACGACUCCCUUGAGAAAGCGCAUCGCAAGCUCGCACGUUCAAAGUCGGUGCCUCUCGAUAUCACAAUCAACUUCACUCCUCGAGUUGACAAUUCGAGCGGCGCCAUGGAGAGUAUCAUCCAUGCAAUGGAUCUCAUUCGUCCUGCGCUUUGGCGAGCAAGGUCCUUUCGCCUCAGUGUUCCCAACAAACCACAGGCACAUGCUGCCCUUCUGCGCUGUAGAGAAGAAGCUCCCUAUCUGGAAAGUCUUUGUAUCCGCGUAUUCCAUUCUAUGCAGGAAGACCAUUACUCCAGCCCCUGCCUUCCGCUUUUUAAGGGGCAUACUCCUCGUCUUCGUUCGUGCUCUUUCACGUCCUUUAACUUCAACUGGGACAGGAGAGUCGUAUCAAACCUGCGUGUGCUCCAACUAGGGGGCUACUGGAAUGGGUCUUCACCGUCCGUCGACACCUUGCUAGACAUCCUACGAGGCUGUCCAGGUCUCGAAGAACUUGCAUUGCGCAACAUGUCAGACGUGGAUCCCGAGACUUGUGUUUCUCUCGAACAUGAGUUUAUGUCUACAAAGGUCGUGAAACUCCCGAAGCUUACAAAGGCAUCGUUCUAUUACGCAGGCAUCAUGCGUACACGGAUGCUUCUUAGUCAAAUAUCGUUCCCUGCGCUUGAGUCGCUCGACUUCUGCUAUCUCGACAACCUCACACCAUACCUUCGUAUUGAGUCAAGUUUCUUGAACGAACCGAAGUUUAUAAUGUUACUUCGGCGGCUUACAUCAUUGGUUACUCUGGAGUUGGUCGACGUAGAGGAUGUCACAUGCUUCCUGUUGAAGAAUCUUUCCUCGCCGCCUGUGGCCCAUCCUUGGGUAUGCCCCAAGUUAGACCGUCUCAACCUUGACGGGUGCACUGCACUCGAAUGGGAUGCUUUACGAGGACUUGUGGAAUCUCGCCUCUCCGGUCGCCCACCUCAACUCUCUUCUGCUUCGGCUGCAGUGGCCUCGCGCUCAUCCUUCGUAUCCACCGCGUCUGCCUCUGCUCAUAUCCACGCCUUGUCCCUUAGCCGUCCUGCGACGCCCACAAUGCAGCCUUGUCGCUUGUCGUCGAUCGAUGUUACACGCUGUCAUCAGAUCAGCAAAGAGAUGGUGCAGUGGCUCAAGAUGUACGUCCGCGAUGUUCGCUGUGAGCCAGCAAAAGGGAUAUGGGGAGAGUCUAUCCUACCCUAGUGCCGAGCAGCUCCCGAUUAAUAUUUCUCACGAAUAUACACACCUAGACUGCAAAUACUUGAAUUGAUGCGUGCUAUAUGGAUUUCCUGUACUGCUUGUAUAUUGUACUUACCCGCACGACAGUGUCUGCACGUCACGACAUUAUGUAUGUAACGA